Molecule: messenger RNA, 696 nt
Organism: Aspergillus tubingensis
Lineage: Eukaryota; Fungi; Ascomycota; Eurotiomycetes; Eurotiales; Aspergillaceae
Product: mitochondrial 37S ribosomal protein bS21m
Exons: 1
Coding region: 1-696 (231 amino acids)
Biological process (GO): mitochondrial translational initiation; translation
Cellular component (GO): ribosome; mitochondrial small ribosomal subunit
Molecular function (GO): structural constituent of ribosome
Source: RefSeq, a predicted model, not a curated record
AUGGACAUGCGCGCCCUAUCCCGCGGCCUCCUCCGGGCGAAGCCAACCACGACCCUCUACAAGAGCCAGCAGCAGCAACAGCUCCUCCCAGCACGAAUUGGCCUACGCUUCUCUUCUGACGCCUCCUCCUCUUCCUCCUCUUCUUCCACCCCAUCCAACAAGAACAACACAACUACACAACCCCCGACCCGCCAAACACAACAACCCUCCUCAUCCCCAUCAACGUCCCAAAAACCCACCGACUUCGACCAAAUCCUCAACAAGCUCAACUUCAACAACACCAACACCACCACCACCCCCACACCCGGCAGCAAUGCGGCAGCUACGCCCGGCAGCACCACCCGCGCCUUCAACGACAGCCUCUCGCUCUCGCGCGCGGUAGGCCUCUCCGCCGAAACAGACGGCCUGCGGACGGCUACAUCCCUGCGCAAGAUCGAUCUGAAGCUGGGCCCGACGCUGGGAAGACAGGUGACGGUUGAGCCGGAGCGCGGGAUGGAUUUGCCGGCGGCGUUGAGGUCGCUGAGCACGACUAUUAGUCAAAAUAAGAUGAAGCAGUCGUUGAUGAAGCAGAAGUAUCAUGUGCGGAAGGGUAUGGUGCGGAAGCAGCUCAGGAUGCAGAGGUGGAGGAAGUUGUUCAAGUUUUCGUUUCAGGCGACGGUUAAGAGGAUUCAGAAGAUUCGGGGGCAGGGGUGGUAG